AACUCCGGCGAGCGAUGUGGUCCAUGGUUGCGACACCGUGGGAGCCGCGCGGUGGCAACCGCAUACUCUCGACAUCGGCAGCGCGCAGCGAGUGAGCGAGUCGCAACGAAACGCGAGACAGAGGUGUCCGUAUGUAUCUCGUUUGGUGGGUCGCCGUCGGCCAUUGUCUCUGACAUGGAAGCCCAUCAAAAUGGCAGAGGCCGUGCAGAUGUUUUUGUUCCUAUAUAAAUCGAAGUACCGUCGGAAAGAAGGGCAGUGCCGCGAGGUGGUACGCGAUCAGUGCGGUGUAAUUGCGGUGCCGUGGCCGAUACUGUGGGCGGCGCUGAUCUGUUGGGUGGUGCACGUAACCGCGGCCGCCUCCUCCUCCUCGUCGUCGCUAACGACGGAUACGACCUGCGACACGGAGAGUUGCGUCAACGGAGACUGUGUCAAUGGCACCUGCGUGUGCCACGAGGGUUGGCAGGGCACUGCGUGCCAAUUUUGCGGCGGAAAAGUCAGAUUAUCGGAGCCGACGGGUCACAUCCACGACGGUAUCGGGAACUACACGGCGGACGUGAAGUGUUCCUGGCUGAUCGAGAGCAAUCCGAAUUCCACGAUACGCAUGCACGUGGAACAGUUCGCGACAGAAUGUAGGUGGGAUCAUCUGUACAUCUACGACGGUGACAGCGUCGAGGCGCCGCUGCUAGCCGUCUUUUCCGGCCUGAUGCACAAGGACGGUUAUCACAUACGCCGCGUGCCGGAAGUAAUAGCCCGUUCCGGAAGCGCGUUGCUGCACUUCUACUCGGACUUCGCCUACAACAUGAGCGGUUUCAAUAUUACUUACAAGAUCAACGCCUGUUCCAGCAGGUAUUCGCACAUCGACUGUUCCGGCCACGGUGUUUGCAUAGACGGUGUGUGUACGUGCGACGCUACGUGGACCGGCGAGGCCUGCGAGGUCCAGGUCUGCCCCGACAAUUGUUCUCACAGCUACGGACAAGGCGAGUGCAAUCGCGAGAGCCAUCACUGCGACUGCGUCCACGGCUACAAGGGUUCAGACUGCAGCCAGAGGAGCGACCGCGGCUUUUGGGAAACCGUCGCGUACACGGAUUUCUCGCCGGAGGGUUCAGCUAGUCAUUGCUCCAUCGUUUGGAAGGAUUCCCUGUACGUGGUCGGCGGCGAGAGCUUCCACCGCGCUAAGAUGAUAUACGUCUACGAUUACAAUGGGAACGUCUGGGAGACUCCGCAUGUCGAGGGAAAGGUCCCCUUGCCCCGUUACGCUCACUCGUGCGUGCUGUUCGGCGACAAGAUAUUCAUGUACGGAGGCGUUGUACAGAAUUCCACCGUGACGAACGAGAUCUGGGCGUUUGACGUGUCGGCGAAAGUUUGGGAGAAUGUCACCGUGCACGACAACUGCCACAACAACAAAACCAUGUGCGGGCCCUUAAAGGUAACUGGCCAUACCGCGACCCUGGUGCAGAGUCACGGAAAGAAAGAGAAGAUGGUGGUGAUAUUUGGUUAUUCGCCCCAGUAUGGCUACCUGAACGUAGUGCAAGAAUACUACCUGGGCACACGCGAAUGGCAGAUAGUCGAAACGGUUGGUUUCCCCGUGAAAGGUGGCUACGGUCACACGUCCGCCUACGAUCCCCUGACGAAUCUGAUCUACGUGUACAGCGGUUACGUGUCCGAGUCGCAGAGCACGCAGGUGUUGACCAACAGAUUAUACUCUUAUCACCCGAAUUACCGCUUGUGGACGUUACUGACAUCGGCGCCGUCGGCUCGGUUCUUUCACACGGCCGUGUUCGUCUCCGGCGGCCUGAUGAUCGUGUUCGGCGGCAAUAUGCACAACGACACGCAACAUUUGGACGGCACCAGGUGUUAUUCCGCGGACACGAUGGCGUACGACGUUACCUGCGACUCGUGGCACCCGUUCCCAAUGCCUAAAGAGAUGACAGACUUGCCCAGAUACGGGCACACCGCGACCGUGUUCGAGAAAUCGAUGUACAUCUACGGAGGAUUCGACGGCCAGAUGCUGUCCGACAUGCUCAGGUACACACCGGGGAAUUGCGAGCAUCUGACGAAUCAGAACCAAUGUCUGAACGCGAGGAUAGGUGUGAAGUGCGUGUGGGAUAAGCAGGAUAGUCGGUGUUUACAAAUCACCAAGAUACCGACGCACGUGCUCAUGAACGACGACAUGCACGACGGAAUUUACAUGAGAUGCCUGGACGACGCGCCGCCACGCGGUAUGACGUCCCACAAGGAGUUGUGCAAGCUGCUCACGGACUGUGUGGCAUGCGUGCAGACGUCGUACAAUUGCGUCUGGUGCGGUAAAAGCUGCUCGCACGAGAUAUGCCGGGACAAUGCGAAUGCACCACCGACAAAGGCCAUCACGGAUUUGGAACAGUGCGACGCGCAUACCGGCAUCGAGUGUCUGCAAUUGCACACAUGCCACGCGUGCUCCAGCAAUCCACGAUGCAUUUGGUCCUGGUCGAACGGACCUGACCGCUGCAAGCCCCACACGAAAGCUCGUGACGUGAGCACUCAGCAGGUGACCAUUUUAAAUGGGACUAUACAAGCGCAGCGAUUGUCGAUAGACUCGUGUCGCAAUCUGUGCGAGGAGUUCACAUCUUGCAAAAAUUGUACGGAGUCGGAUUGCAUUUGGUGUCAGAACGAGAAGAAGUGUGUGGACAAGACCGCGUAUCCGGCGAGCUUUCCUUAUGGGCAAUGCCGUGAUUGGAUCACGAUCGACGCGAAAUGUCGCGCCACAGAGACGGGAAAGGAAUGGUGUACGUUUUACUCGUCCUGCGCGACGUGUCGAUCGGAUCCCGGAUGUGGAUGGUGCGACGACGGUUCAGGAACCGGAAAGGGACUCUGCCUGCCAGGUGGAGCGCGUGGCCCGAGCAGCAAAAGCUUGGACACGUGCUCCUUUGAGCGAUGGUACUUUACCAAAUGUCCUACUUGUCAAUGCAACGGCCACAGCAAGUGUCUUCCAAAUAGCAGCGUGUGCAUUCAGCCGUGUGGAAAUUUAACUUAUGGACCACACUGCGACAAGUGCAUCCCUGGUUAUUACGGGAGUCCUCUGAACGGAGCAACUUGCCAACCCUGCUUUUGCAAUAACCAAGGCACACAGUGCACAAGCGAGACUGGAAAAUGUUUCUGCACAACGAAAGGCAUCAUAGGGGAUCAUUGUGAGCGUUGCGACGUAUCUAAUCUCUACCACGGAGAUCCUACAAAUAAAGGGUCGUGUUUUUAUGACUUGGCGAUAGAUUAUCAAUUCACAUUCAACUUGAGCAAGAAGGAAGAUCGUCAGUACAGGGCGAUCAACUUUAAAAAUUCCCCGUCAAAACCCGAUAUCGACGCAGAGUUUUCCAUCACCUGUUCCGUUCUCGCGAAAAUGAACGUUACUAUUAAGAGGUCGGACUCUCCAGAAAUACCGCUCCUCCUUGGUGCGAACUGUACGACCAGCAUGUACAAGCACCGUUUCAGCAAGGCUGAUUACAGUUUCGGCAGCGAGGACAACAACACGUUGACCACGUUCUACGUGUACGUGUACGACUUUCAGUCGCCAGUAUGGAUCCAGAUCUCCUUCUCGCAAUACUCGAAACUGAACUUGCAGCAGUUCUUCAUAACGUUUUGCACGUGCUUCCUCGCUCUGCUAUUGGUGGCCGCUGUCCUCUGGAAGAUUAAACAAAAGUAUGACAUGUACAGAAGAAGGCAGAGACUCUUUGUAGAGAUGGAGCAAAUGGCUAACAGACCGUUCAGCCAAGUUUUGGUAGAAAUCGAGAGGCGGGACGUCAGUAAUUCGGAUUCGGAACGAAGCGAUUCCGAGUUAAUCAAUUGCCGCAAAAAGAAAAAGGAUGCUCCCAGUCCGAUCGCAUUGGAGCCCUGUUGCGGCAACAGAGCCGCGGUCCUGUCGUUGCUAGUCAGACUGCCUACUGGCGGUGAACCGUACACGCCGGCCGGCCAGAGUGCUGGCUUAGCAGUAGCGUCUGCGUUAGUUACAUUGGGCAGUCCGCGAAGGUCUUCUCAGGAAUUGACGACGAAGGAGCCGAAGAAAAGUCGAAAAUCUGCCAGUCAGCAUCCAGACUCCACUUGCAUUUAGCGAUAAGAAGGAUAAGAGAAAGGAAUACGUGAACAUAGAGAGAGAGACGUAAUAUAUAAUUUCGUUGUGGGUGACUAUGAGCCUUAGAACAUGUUUCUGUGAUCUUGCCUCCUACGCGAAUUAGCAGGACUGACGAGAGAGGUUGAACCCUUCGAACUCUGAUCGAGUGAAGUGUGAUUUUCUUUUCCGCGACGAAUCUUGGUUUCGUUUCCAUCGCAGCGCGAUCAGUCCGUGAAAAUAUUUCCGUGUUUUCCAAGAAGAAUUUAAUACUCAUGCAUCAUGCUCCCUGGAUCAGUCGAGCGUUUAGUUUGCUCGUUCAUUAGCCGCGUGGGAGUAACAGGAAUCAUUUUCGUUACGCGUCGAUUCAUCGAUGGUGGUAAGUAACGACUUUUUGAACUGUCCGUGUACGACGUUCACUUGGCUGACUUUGAAGCUUUACCCUAUUUCUUUCGUUUCUAUGCGACGAUGUACAGUGUUUGUAUAUAGGUCUGUUCAGACGGUCCUCUUUUCGUUUCCAUUGCGAGGUAGUUCAUUCCGCGAUCGAACUGUCUUCGAAAAGACGGCAAAAAAAGUGAAUGUUUUCUUUUCCUUUUUUUUUUUCUCGUUACACCGUUAAGGGGUCCAUUUAUAACCACGCGACGAGCCGAAAUACUGCUUUACAGUUUUUUCAUUUUUGUUCGAAGACCUAGCUGCAAUCUCGAUUUUUCUCUCCAAAUUAACCCUUUUGCAGAUCAUUGCAGAAGAGUUAAUUUACAGUGUGAAACCUAUACCGAAUUGCAGUAGAAGAAAAGAGACAAGAGACAAAAUAUUAUUUUUCGGUUAUCCGAAACACUUGGAAUUUUUUACUUUCCAAUACUAUAAACGUUGAACAAGGGUUGACGGAGCUCAUUGAAAAUUCGUUAGCAACCUAACCAAACUUGUUCGUACAAGGUUCGUUGAUACAGCAACGAAGUUAGUAUUUUCUAACGACUAUACGAUCGAACAGAGUGAUUCAGCAUUCAGUCAUUGGACAUUGCAUGUACAUAUUAAUGAAUAAUCAGAAAUAAUGAUCAAACAUUAUCAAUACAUACCUCCACAGUAGUUGCUCAUCUCGGCUCGUCUACUCUUCGUCACCUUGGUACAAAUGGACGUUUUUUAUGCGUGUGUGAUAUCCGCCGUGGAUAUGUAACCGUUCCCGCGUUUUUCGGUUACCCAUCGUGGUGUCGCGAAGCUUCCCACAAAUUCGCACGAGAGGUCGCCAAGUAAAGGUUUAGGGGGUUUGGGGAUUGGUCUACGAACGAAAAAUUGGAAAAUUCGAUUUGCCAGUUGCAGUUCGAGGAUAAUACUUUUCAGUGUUUCAUUUUGUAAAACUGUAAAUACUUGUGUUUUGUGUGUCUUCGGAGCGAGAGCGACGAUUCGCGCGGGAAUCAAAAAAAAUGGCGCGGCCGAAAGUGAACUGUACAGAUAAAUUGGUACGAAAGAUGGGAAGAGAGGAAGCGAGUGACAAGGAAUUAUAUCGUUCGUGUAUUCGUCUUCUAGUAAGGUGUAAAGAUUCAAUUCUAAAUUAAACGGAGACGAACAGAGGCGACGUUUAUUUUAGCGAAAACGUUGAUUUUUAAGAGACGAUCUUCAUAUUAGAAUAUAUUGUGCCAAAUCAUUUUUCAUAUUGGUGAUGUCGAAAAGUGGGAGAAAAAUAUCGGAAUUCUAUCAACGGAAGGAUACAGUUGAGAAAAAUUAUGAAUCGGGGAUAUAUAUUGUUUUCGCUGUCUUGUCUCUGUUCAUCUCCACGGAGAAAAAAUAGAGUUCAUCGCACGAUCGAAAAAUCGAUUCGGGAACAGAAGUAAAUUUUUGUAGCAUAAAUUUGUCGUUUCGUGGAAACGUUCCUACGCUUUCGAUCGUGCAGGACUCCGCGUAAUUUUAAUAUAUAACGAGCAUAAAAAAAAAAAACAAGAAGGAUGUGGACGUUGCAAUAAGAUGUAAUAAUCGCGGUACUUCUGUAGUCGACGAUACAACAUUUUUCGUUUCGCUACAAGAUGGCGGUGCUGGUUGUUUCGCGUACCAAGUUUAACUUCGAAGUUGCAUUAUUUGAUUGAUUGAAAAACGACGAUUGUAUGUUAUUAGUAUAUGGCUGUGUAUAUGUUGUUUCGGAUUUGUUUUUUUGGUAUACGAAUUUGUAUUCGCGGUGCGCAAAUAAAUAUCAGCUGCUUCCGUUGUGAAAUUCAAGAUGAUCUCAUGUUUUACUUCCUCUUUUGAAUUUGGAGGCAGCUCUUACGAUUGUAUGUGAAAAGGAAACAAAAAAACGUGUUAUCUAUUUUUUUUUUGUUGCCAGAAAGAAUUUUAAGAUGAACCUCCAGCACUUGCAGAAAAUACAGAAUUGCGGUGAUAGCGUUAUCCAUUUUCUGUUUGACACGAUAACCGAUUAUUUGGCGCCAGGAUCCAUUUACCCACGCUAUUCAAUGUAAUUAGAUUGUGUCCAAAUGCGAAGAGCAAGGGAAGUAAGUACUGUAUUUAUUAUGUAAACAUAAGAUUUUUAUGGAACAUUUUGUCUGUACUGUACGAGUAACUUUUUAAGGUAUCGGGUAUCCAAAUAUUUGGCAAUCUAAUUAUUUUGAGCAGCGCAUAAGACUUGCGUAUGUCACGUGUAUUACUCUAGCUUGUUAAGCUUUUUUUGUUCGCUGAACGCGAGCAAUGCAAAACUGUAUAAGUGUUUUUAAUUAUUGUACAGCACGGAUCGAGUGCAAUGCAUUUUAUUUUACCAUGUAAUACUCAUUGAGUUUCUUUCAUUCUCUCUAUUAUAUCCAGAGUAUUUUUUGUGAGGGUGCAACCAGACAGCGUAGAAUUUAAAUAUGACAAAAGUUACCUUCUAUUCUGAGUCUCGAGAAAGGAGAGUUGUUAUUUAUUCUUAUUAUUUUCUCGCUUAACUCUGGUUGCGUCCGUGUUAAGAGCGCGGUGUACAUUUUAUUACCAGGAAGAUUAAUUUAAUUUUUUAUACAACUAUUUUUUUUUUCUUUUUCUUUCUGUUUUAUUCGAGCAGUGCGAUUUUGUUCUUCGUGCGAGAAUAUAGUUGUAUAUACGAGUAAAUGUUAUGUUAUUUAAAAAUAGGAGUAUUGAAUAUUGCUCAACUUUGAGUAGACUUUUCAUUGCUUUCGAGAAUAGCUUUUUUAAUAAAUUUCUAUAUUUAAAGUCGUGUCGCUUGGACGUGUUUAGUAAAGAAGAAAGUAUCUAACAGGGAAACAGUAGGUUUUACAUAAUCGGAACGAUCCUUAAUUAUUUGUCGCCGUUCUUCGUCCCUGUUCUCUUCUUUUCGUCCGUUGCGUUUGUCUGGCAUAGUGUUUCCCAACCUUUGUGCCUCCCAUUUUGGUGAAUUUUUGACUAUACCCAAAAAAAAAUUCAAAAUUCUCUCUAGAGUGUACACCCAAUCUUGGGAGACACCGGUCUAGCAUUUUGAUACUGCCAAUAUUCAUCGACUGCCACCUAAUUUUUAUGAUCUAUCUUGUCUUCGUAUCCAAACAAUUCGAACGAUCAUUUAAGCCCUUUGUGCCUGAGUUAUCGAUACAGAAAUCAUCAAACACAUAAGCCAAUUAGGUCAAGUACAUUUCAUACACAUGAGCACGUAUUAAACUUUCCCAAGAAUAUUCUCAUAAGAAAGAUUUCUGCUAGGCCAGGCCAGAAAGCUUACAAAGUUUUAUCAGAACUUGGUGCCAAUUAGUAACAUCUUUUAAAGCUCCUAAAUUUUAUUUCAUCGUGCUUCUUUGUCCUAGUUUCGUAUAACUUUGCUCUGCAUUUUCAGGGGACUUUGCCAAAGUAGACUUUGAAUUACUCUUUUUCAUAAGAUUAUCUUCUAUAUCCGAUAAGAUCUUCUCUGUCUGAUUUCGUACAGGUUUGUUAGUUGAAUUUGAUAGAUGGCGUUCUCUUAUAUUUAAUUAGUACUGUGCCAGGCAGCAAGGGGUUGAUCCAUAACCUAUGAAACGGAGUCGCACAUCGUUGUUGUUCAUACACCAUUCGUGUCAGGAUAAUCAGUGAUAGCAGCUCUCGAAUCUCCAUGAUAUACACGAGCUUUUGAAAAGCUUUCGACUUCCUUACGCUGGGAGAUCACUGUGACAGAGAUCCUACCGCGAUUAACCAUGCUCCUUCAAUUCGUCCAGUGAAUUAAUUAGCGAACGAGAGACAUUCAACGUCAUGUAACGGAGGAGAGCGUCCUCGGCCCAAAAAGUCAAACGACACUCAGUCAUAAUCUACAUAAUAGACCAGGUUUUUAGAUCGUUAGUGGUAACGGUAGGCGGUUAGCAUUCGACCUAUAACGUAAUACGGUGUUUCCAAAACGUUUUCGAGUUCUUUUGAUUCGAAAAUAACGAACAGAAUGUCAUAUCCAUUGAAAUCGAGACGCGGUUCGACCGAAUCGUGUGUAAUUACAGCCAAAACAGUCUUACACUCAGAGUUGGGCACAUUUUUAUCUAGAUAACGAAUAAGAUUAACGAACAACGUUUCAUCCGGACAAACUUUCGCUCCGUAAGUUACUAAUAAAGUUUAUUUGCGAUUAAAAUUCGAUUCCCCGUUCGAAUAACGAAUAACGGUUUCAUUCGGGAGUUUAUUGUUCGAGUAAAUGCUUUAUCCGGACGUUCGAUUCGGGUAAAGAUUUAUUCAAAUUGUUCCGUAAAGCCCAACUCUGUUCACGCUUAGGUGUCGAGAGGUAAACAUUUAAGAAAUCUCCGAGCCGAUGCCCGUCGUCGAAUGAAAGAAGUCAGUUUUGCGUUGUUUCCUUUUUAAUUUUUCUUUCUCGGUGGCUAGCAUUCAAAGAUGAUACAGAUUUUUAUUCGUGCUCGCGGGCCAGCCGACCAUAGGCCAGCCACACGUUCGUGAAUACUUAACGUAAUCUGUAAGUAGGUAGGUAUAUUAUACGAUAUAGCUUGCAACAAUUUUUCUAGGACACAAUCGAAAAUAUUUAUUUUUAUUCAAGCGUAAGCGUAAGGUAACUCUUUGAUAAAACACGUUCAACA
Colletes gigas is the source of this 9054-nucleotide messenger RNA. RefSeq names its product attractin (gene dsd). Lineage: Eukaryota; Metazoa; Arthropoda; Insecta; Hymenoptera; Colletidae. The transcript is spliced from 12 exons. The record is from RefSeq and is a predicted model, not a curated record. Gene Ontology annotation, cellular component: Golgi apparatus. Bases 191 to 4078 code for a protein of 1295 amino acids. Gene Ontology annotation, molecular function: protein binding.